Messenger RNA from Sipha flava (yellow sugarcane aphid), 651 nucleotides. RefSeq lists its product as uncharacterized. The transcript has a single exon. Lineage: Eukaryota; Metazoa; Arthropoda; Insecta; Hemiptera; Aphididae. The record is from RefSeq and is a predicted model, not a curated record. Bases 103 to 651 code for a protein of 182 amino acids. Gene Ontology annotation, molecular function: DNA binding.
UUCAAAGAAGCAUGGAGAUUAUUACGCAUAACCUAUACAAGAUCAAUAAAAUUGCCUGCUAGUGGAUCUCCAGCGAAAAAGUUAACUCAAAAAACUCAAAAUAUGAUAAAAGAAAUGGAUUUUAUAAGACUGUAUGUUAAUGCAAAAAAUAAUCAUGACCUACCGAGCAAUUUACCACCAUUGCCAUCUCCAGAGCAGCAAAAUGAUGAUGAAGAGGACAUCAUGCAAUCAGAACAGAAUUUAGAAGUAGUUGGUGAUGGUAUAAAUGAAAAUAAUGAUUUAAUUAUUCCACAGCCUACAACAGAUUCGUUAGUAAAAAAGAAGAAAAACACUUCCAAUACUGAUGAUGUUGAAAAAUGUGUUAUGGAAUACAUUAAAAAAAAAGGACAACCUAAAGCUGAAGAAAGUCCAAAAAAAUUAUUUCUUUUAAGUCUAUUACCGGAUUUAGAGUUGAUGAAUGAUCGUCAAAUGAGGCGUUUCAGAACAAAAGUUAGUGAACUAAUAGAUGAAAUAUUAUCUCCAGUAGAUGAAGCUCUUAGUAUUUCAUCUACUCCUUCUUCAAGCCAAAACACAUUUUCAUCGACUUCGGCAAGUGCAUCAGAGCAAAUACCCUCAGUGAAUUGGUAUACUGAAGAUGGUCAGUAUGCGUGA